Messenger RNA from Striga asiatica, 489 nucleotides. The record is from the annotation of a GenBank genome assembly. NCBI's taxonomy places the organism in Eukaryota, Viridiplantae, Streptophyta, Magnoliopsida, Lamiales, Orobanchaceae.
AUGUGUGGAGGUGGGAAGUUCUGGGAUGCUGGGCUAAUCAGAGCCCUUUUUAAACAAGAAGAUGCUAAUGAGAUCCUCAAGAUAAAGGGUCUAAACCCUUGGGCUGCAGAUGUUUGGAGUGCUCUUGCUGGGAGGAACACUAAAGUCAGGUUAAGGAUUUGGAGGUUGCAGGUGUUGAACAAAGUUAAACAUUUUAUUUGGAGAAGCAUCAACAAUAUCCUACCUGUUAAAGGGAACAUGAGUAGCAGAGGACUAAUAUGGAACAUAAUGCAUGAUGGACAACUUUCUGUCAAAGAGUUGUGGUGGAUCAGUUCAAUGCCAAGUGAUGAAACUUCUGAAGAUCGUAUUCAACUCUCCACAUAUAUAUUAUGGUGGCUAUGGAGGGCCCGCAAUUUGUGGGUGUUUGAGAAGAAAUGGCAACCGAAGACUUGGAUCAUCAAAGCUGCUCUUAGGGACUGGACAGAGUUCAAAUCCAGAAAUGAGGCUUGA